AUGAUUUUAAAACGUUUAUGGAUAUUAAAUUUUAUAUUUAUUCCAACCGUUUUGGUAGUUUGGAGAAAAAUAAGCGAUACCAACUCAAGACCUGUAAUUCUCACUAAGAAUGGAUUGGUAAGGGGUCUUAAAUCUCCAAACGGUGAUUAUGAUAUGUUUCUUGGUAUUCCUUAUGGAAAAGUAAGGCAAGAAAACCCUUUUGGGAUUGCAGACCCCUAUCCAAAAUAUGAAGGAAUUUUCGAUGCUGUUGAUGACAACAACCCAUGUCCGCAGUAUGACGAAGGAUUUAAUUUUUUUGCUGGAACAUUAGACUGUCUUCGAUUACACAUAUAUACGCCUAAAAAGUCAGAAAAGUUGGCAGUCAUGGUUUACAUUCAUGGCGGAGCAUUUCGUUAUGGACAUUCCGGAUCUUGUAAUGGUGAAAAAGAUUAUGACCCAGUGUAUUUAAUUCGCCACAAUAUCAUUUUUGUUAGUUUAACUUACCGACUGGGUGUAUACGGCUACAUGUGUUUAGGGACAAAAGAGAUUCCAGGAAACACCGCUAUGAAGGAUCAAUUAUUGGCAUUAAGAUGGAUUAAGUCUAACAUAGAGGCCUUCGGUGGUGAUCCGGAUAGAAUAACGAUUUUUGGGCAUAGUAGUGGUUCUAUUUCAGUAGAUUUUCAAGUGCAUUAUCAACAUGAUAAUUUGUUCCAACAAGCUAUUUUACAGAGUGGAACAAUAACAAAUAUGCAUAGUUUUGGUGAAGCUAAUACAUCGCUGCCUUUUAUAAUGGCAGAAAACCUUGGAUUUAAAACAAGAGAUCUUGAUGCUGCUAUAAGGUUUCUCUCGAAACAAGACCCGUUGAAUGUUAUUAAAGCUAUAACUCAACCAGCUCUACCCAUAUUGAUUUUUCAACCGUGCAUUGAAAAAAUAUUCUAUGGAGUUGAACAUUUCAUUACAAAAAAGCCGUCUGAAUUAGUUCCUAAAGUGAAGAAUAGAAAAUUUCUAAUUGGAAAUACAAAUGAUGAAUACAGUAUUGUUAUUGGUAAUAACCCUGAUGAAUAUUUUGACGACGAUCAUACAAUAAGAAAAUAUUUGAAUUAUUCGUUUAAUUUUAAUGAAGAAGAAUUAAAAGGUGCUGUACAUAAAUUAAAACAAUUUUAUAUAGGCAAUGGUGAAUUUAGCAGAAAAUACAGAAGACAAAUGACUGAUUUAUUUUCGGACAUGGUUCAUAUUUAUCCCACGUAUAAACAACUUAAUAUUUAUCAUAAAAACGAAGCGACUAAGGUCUACUAUUAUCUGUUCACUUAUUCUGGAGGCCGCAAUAUGUACCGUCAACGUAAUAAUUUAACCCUAGAUACCGCUAUUCAUGCAGAUGAGUUGGGCUACCUGUUUCAAGACCUCCACGUCAAGUCUUCCAGCCUAGAAGAUCAGCUUAUGAUUGAUAGAAUGACAACGUUGUGGACAAAUUUUGCAAAAUAUGGAGAUCCGGUACCAUCGACAUCGGAAAUACUACCAACACAAUGGGUACCUAUUUCUGACGAUAGUAAAGCUUACUUUCGUAUAGAUAAAACAACUAAGAUGGACACGGAGUUCUUAGCAAAGAAUGAGUUUUGGGAAGAAUUCUAUAGACAAUAUUCAAAGAAUUUUAAAUAUUAA
Molecule: messenger RNA, 1638 nt
Organism: Pieris macdunnoughi
Lineage: Eukaryota; Metazoa; Arthropoda; Insecta; Lepidoptera; Pieridae
Source: the annotation of a GenBank genome assembly